Racocetra fulgida is the source of this 241-nucleotide messenger RNA. The record is from the annotation of a GenBank genome assembly. Lineage: Eukaryota; Fungi; Glomeromycota; Glomeromycetes; Diversisporales; Gigasporaceae.
CCACAUAGCGUUGAUUAUUAUUUAAAUAUAUACGUGUUAAUUACAUUAUUAUCAAUUGUCAUUGGCUUCUUGCGUUUUGUUUGGCUUUAUUACGGAUUUUUAAAAGCAUCAGAAAAACUUUAUCGAAAAUUACUUCAUCAAGUUAUCCGUGCCCCAUUAAGAUUUUUUGACACAACCCCAGUUGGAAGGAUUCUUAAUAGGUUCAGUAAAGUUUUUGAAACAAUUGAUGUUUCUGUAGCAC